Molecule: messenger RNA, 945 nt
Organism: Cornus florida
Lineage: Eukaryota; Viridiplantae; Streptophyta; Magnoliopsida; Cornales; Cornaceae
Product: splicing factor YJU2-like
Exons: 5
Coding region: 147-557 (136 amino acids)
Source: RefSeq, a predicted model, not a curated record
AGGCGCGAAUUUCAAAUCCACCAAGGUCCAUGUAAUUGCAGUAUAUACUAUUAGGGAUUAGGGUUUGGAUGGAUUGAGUAAGAAAUAAAAGUGGUAUCGCGAAGAAGAUAAGCAAAUCUGUAAAUACGAAGCCAAGGGCAAAUCGAAUGGCAUCCUCUGACUCCGAUUCCGAUCUCCACCGCAGGAUGUUUAUGUUCAGUGGGACGCAACCCGUAGCGAGGAUUCCUCCCCAUCGACCUAAAGAAAGCCUUGGUCCCAAUCAGUACCUAGCCUGCACCGCUCUUCCCCUCAGUCUUAUUUGCGACUCUUGUGGCAACCGCAUGCCCAAAUGCUCCAGGAUUGCUGUCACACACGAUGUCUCAGGCAAAAAUCGUCUAGAUUUAACUUGGUCCAAGAUCUAUGUGGAUUGCACCAGUUGCAUAGCUGAGAUCACGUUAAAGCGUAAGGGCUUGAAAUUCGUUGUUCUGUCUGGCGCAACUCCGUAUUUCCGGCCAGAGGAUGAGAAAUUGGAAUGUCCUGGUAAACGCCGCCGCAUCACUCAAGGCCUCUUAAGUUGAUAAGAACAUUAACUUUAACUCUCAGCAUCAGAUGGACAGGAAAUCUUGCUUCUUCUGGAGUUGUGGCUUCUAGCUCUACUUCAGUUGCAGGUUGUAGCAGCAGCAUUCCUACUAAAUAUGACUAGCCAGAAGGGUAAAAAUAUGGGACAUUAGACAUUGUUUUUAUACUUGUUGAUUGUGAGCUCUUUAAAUGUAGAAAGUGGUUUGUGAUAUUUUAGUUCAGCACAUGAAGUGUGCUUCAUAGAAAUGAAUUAUAAAAAUUGCCUUUUAAAGAGUGUGUUUAUCUAUAUGAUUGGAUGAGUAGUAUUAUUGGAUGUUGUUUAUAAUGUGUUGGUUUGCUCCAAAAUUACUUUAUCAAUGAGAUGUUUAAGAUGUAUGCUGGAUAACA